Messenger RNA from Syngnathus typhle (broad-nosed pipefish), 2976 nucleotides. RefSeq names its product 3-hydroxy-3-methylglutaryl-coenzyme A reductase-like. Bases 147 to 2708 code for a protein of 853 amino acids. Gene Ontology annotation, biological process: isoprenoid biosynthetic process; sterol biosynthetic process; coenzyme A metabolic process. The transcript is spliced from 18 exons. Gene Ontology annotation, cellular component: endoplasmic reticulum membrane; peroxisomal membrane. Gene Ontology annotation, molecular function: hydroxymethylglutaryl-CoA reductase (NADPH) activity; protein binding; NADP binding. The record is from RefSeq and is a predicted model, not a curated record. Lineage: Eukaryota; Metazoa; Chordata; Actinopteri; Syngnathiformes; Syngnathidae.
UUCCUAUGUCAUCACUUCCGGAUUACGAAAUGUUUUUUUUUUUUUUUUGCUAAGCUCGCGAACCGACACUUUCUUGGAAAGGAUGUGAUACCGAAUCAUUAUCAUGGAAACAAGUCUCUGACUACCAGAAAGCUUUUCUAAACAGCAUGUUGGCACGGCUGUUCCGACAUCAUGGCCUACUGGUGGCCGCCCACCCGUGGGAGGUGAUCAUCGGUACCCUGGCGCUCAGCGUCUGCCUCAUGUCCAUGAACGGCUUGGCCACCAGCAGCCACGUGUGCAGCUGGAGCGACUGUCCCAAAGCGGAGCGAGAGGCCAACCAGAGCAGCGACACCGUCAUCUUGACUGUGACGCGCUGCGCGGCUCUCAUUUACAUCUACUACCAGUUUAGGAACCUCCGACAGCUUGGCUCCAAGUACAUUCUGGGUAUCGCCGGCUUAUUUACGUUGUUCUCCAGUUUUGUUUUUAGCUCGGUCGUCGUCCACUUUUUUGGCAGAGAGCUGACAGGCCUCAAUGAAGCCCUUCCUUUCUUCCUCCUCCUCAUUGACCUGUCCAAAGCCUGCACGCUUGCCAAGUUUGCCCUCAGCUCAAACUCUCAGGAGGAGGUGAGGGAGAACAUUUCUCAAGGCAUGGCCAUCUUGGGUCCCACCUUCACGCUGGACGCUCUGGUGGAGUGUCUGGUCAUCGGGAUCGGCACCAUGUCAGGUGUGCCACAGCUGGAGAUCAUGUGCUGCUUCGGCUGUAUGUCGGUGCUGGCCAACUACGUUGUCUUCAUGACCUUCUUCCCUGCUUGCGUCUCGUUGGUUCUUGAGUUGUCGAUGGAAAGCCGCGAGGGUCGCCCCAUUUGGCAGCUGAGCCACUUUGCCCACGUGCUGGCCGAAGAGGAGCACAACAAGCCCAAUCCCGUCACGCAGAGGGUGAAGCUCAUCAUGUCGCUGGGACUGGCUCUGGUCCACGCUCACGCUCGACUGGCGGCCGAGGGUCCCGGCCUCAACCGGACGGCGGCGGGCUCCCCGCCCAAGAGGCUGGAGAACGGCGCCUCCGUUCGGCCGCUGCUGCUCAACGGGGUUGACCUGGAGCAGGUGAUCACGCUGGGCCUGGCCCUGCUGCUGGCCGUCAAGUACGUCUUCUUCGAGCAGAGCGAGACCGAGUCGUCGCUGUCCAUCAAGAGUCCCUCGGCGGGCUCGCCUCCCACCCGCAGGCUGGCGCCGCCCGACGGCUGCUGCAGGACGGACCCGCCCGCCCUUGCGAUCCCGGGCUUCAACCUCGUGUGCAGGAAGGAAGCCAAAGCUCCUGAUGGGUCUCAUACCGGCCACAAUGUUUGUAAGAAGCGGGAUUGGCUCCCAUUUGAGAAUUCCGCAGCGGAGGCCAAUCCGCGUCCCGAGACGACCGACGCAUUCAAAGCUGAAGCUUGUCCGCGCACGUUGGAGGACUGUGUGGACGUCCUGGCCGACCCGCAGCGAGGGCCCCGUUGCCUCAGCGACAGCGAGGUGAUCAACCUGGUGGCAUCACGUCACAUCCUGGCCUACAAGCUUGAGGCUGUGCUGGAGAGCCCCGAGAGGGGCGUGGCUAUCAGGAGGGAGAUGUUGUCCUCCGAGCUUCCCGUCCCCACCGCCUUGUCUUUGCUUCCGUACAAGAACUACGACUACGGCAAGGUGAUGGGCACCUGCUGCGAGAACGUCAUCGGCUACGUGCCGGUGCCGGUGGGCGUGGCCGGCCCGCUACCUUUGGACGACAAACUUUUUUACGUUCCCAUGGCGACCACCGAGGGCUGCCUGGUGGCCAGCACCAACCGGGGCUGCCGGGCUCUCUCUCUGAGCGGCGGCUGCCGCAGUCGGGUGUUGUCCGACAGCAUGACCCGGGGUCCCGUGGUGCGCCUGCCCUCGGCCUGCCGCGCCGCCGAGGUCAAAGCGUGGCUGGAGAGCGUGGAGGGCUCGGCCGACAUCAAAGACGCUUUUGACCGCACCAGCAGGUUUGCCCGGCUGGAGAAGAUGCUGGUGUGCUUAGCGGGAAGGAACCUCUACAUCCGUUUUGAGGCACGCACGGGAGACGCCAUGGGCAUGAAUAUGCUCUCAAAGGGCUGCGAGAAGGCUCUGCACAGACUGCAGCAGCAGCACGCCGACGUGGAGGUGCUCUCCGUCAGCGGCAACUUUUGCACCGACAAGAAGUCGGCCGCCAUCAACUGGAUCCUGGGGCGCGGCAAGUGCGCUGUGUGCGAAGCCACCAUCCCUGCCAAAGUGGUUCGCGAGGUGCUGAAGAGCAACACAGCAGCACUGGUGGAGCUCAACGUCAACAAGAACCUGGUGGGCUCGGCCAUGGCGGGCAGCGUCGGCGGCUUCAACGCCCACGCCGCCAACAUCGUGGCGGCAAUCUUCAUUGCCUGCGGGCAGGUGUGUUUUGGUGGCAGGACCCCGCGCAGACUGUCGGCAGCGCCAACUGCAUCACGCAGAUGGAAGCCGCCGGAGCCGACGGCCAGGACCUCUACAUCAGCUGCACCAUGCCCUCCAUCGAGCUGGGCACCGUCGGCGGGGGCACCAACCUGCCGCCGCAGCAGGCCUGUCUACAGAUGCUGGGCGUCCAAGGCAGCAGGCCCGAGCAGCCGGGCGAGAACGCCCGGCAGCUGGCGCGCGUGGUCUGCGCCACUGUUCUGGCAGGGGAGCUCUCCCUCAUGGCGGCCUUGGAAGCAGGGCACCUCGUCAAGAGCCACAUGACCCACAAUAGGUCCAAAUCCAACUUAACCCGUAUGGCAUCGCCUUCCAAAGACUCCUCGUGACGCUUGCUGACGUGGUGAAGGAGAAACGCAGGCGGCCCGCACCGCAGCCGCACGUCGUCCGAGUCCUUGUGGAAGGCCUCGGACAGAGCUCGCUUGUCUUUUCGAACGCAUUUGUUGCAAUGAGAAGCCAUCAAAACGUGCUCACGACUGUAAAGUGUAUUUUGAGUGCAAUAGAAUAAUAAAUUAUAAAGGGUUUAGUUAUGAAA